AUGGCGUCCCACAACAGGGUGUUGAUGCUCGGCGCUGGUUUCGUCACGAGACCGACCCUUGAUAUCCUAUCCGAGUCCGGCAUCCCCGUGACCGUCGCCUGCAGAACUCUCGAGUCCGCCAAGUCCCUCUCGGCCGGCGUCAAGAAUGCCACUCCCAUCUCCCUCGACGUUACCGACGACCAAGCUCUGGAUGCCGAGGUUGCGAAGCACGACCUCGUCAUCAGCUUGAUUCCUUACACCUUCCACGCUACCGUCAUCAAGUCCGCCAUCAGACAGAAGAAGCAUGUUGUCACCACAAGCUACGUCUCACCGGCGAUGCUUGAGCUCGACCAACAGUGCAAGGAUGCUGGUAUUACCGUCAUGAACGAGAUUGGUCUUGACCCUGGUAUUGAUCACUUGUACGCCGUCAAGACCAUUGAGGAGGUUCACAGCGCCGGAGGCAAGGUCAAGAGCUUCUUGUCGUAUUGCGGUGGUCUUCCCGCCCCGGAGGCUUCAGACAACCCCUUGGGUUACAAGUUCUCUUGGUCGCCCCGCGGUGUCCUGCUAGCCUUGAGAAAUGCCGCCAAGUACUGGAAGGAUGGCAAGGUUGUUGAGGUUGAGGGUCCAGAGUUGAUGGCUACUGCUAAGCCUUACUUCAUCUACCCCGGCUAUGCCUUCGUUGCAUACCCUAACCGAGAUUCUACACCUUACAAGGAGAGAUAUAACAUUCCCGAGGCCGACACUAUCAUCCGUGGAACUCUCAGGUACCAAGGUUUCCCCGAGUUCAUCAAGACUCUGGUUGAUAUUGGUUUCCUCGACGACAACGAGCAAGACAUCCUCAAGCAGUCUGUCUCUUGGAAGGAGGCCACUAAGGCUGUUCUGGGCGUUUCAUCCAGCAGCCAGUCCGACUUGGAGGCGUCUGUUCUGUCCAAGGCCAAGUUCGCUUCAGAGGAGGAGAAGCAGAGAAUCCUCGGUGGACUGCGAUGGAUCGGUAUCUUCUCCGAUGAGAAGACCAUUCCCCGCGGCAACCCGCUCGACACGCUGUGCGCGACUCUUGAGAAGAAGAUGCAAUUCGAGGAGAACGAGAGAGAUCUUGUGAUGCUACAGCACAAGUUCGAAAUUGAGCACAAGGACGGCAGCCACGAGACUAGAACAUCGACCCUGGUCGAGUACGGUGAGCCUAAAGGCUACAGUGCCAUGGCUCGUCUUGUUGGUGUGCCAUGCGCUGUUGCAGUCAAGCAGGUGCUCAACGGAACCCUGUCCGAGAAGGGUGUCCUGGCUCCUAUGGGUUCCAAGAUCAACGACCCAAUCAUGAAGGAACUGAAGGAGAAGUACGGCAUUUACUGUACCGAGAAGACGAUCUCAUAG
Messenger RNA from Truncatella angustata, 1347 nucleotides. Its product is annotated as Saccharopine dehydrogenase. Lineage: Eukaryota; Fungi; Ascomycota; Sordariomycetes; Amphisphaeriales; Sporocadaceae. The transcript is spliced from 5 exons. The record is from RefSeq and is a predicted model, not a curated record. Bases 1 to 1347 code for a protein of 448 amino acids. Gene Ontology annotation, cellular component: cytoplasm. Gene Ontology annotation, molecular function: saccharopine dehydrogenase activity.